Venustampulla echinocandica is the source of this 1689-nucleotide messenger RNA. Its product is annotated as Purple acid phosphatase. Bases 1 to 1689 code for a protein of 562 amino acids. Lineage: Eukaryota; Fungi; Ascomycota; Leotiomycetes; Helotiales; Pleuroascaceae. Gene Ontology annotation, molecular function: metal ion binding; acid phosphatase activity. The transcript has 4 exons. The record is from RefSeq and is a predicted model, not a curated record.
AUGCAGCCUUUAGCAGUUCUCAUCGACAUCCUCGCCAUUUUGGGGAUGUCGAUGCCAUGCAGUGCAACAGCACCUCCCACCACACCACCUCCCACCACUUUGACCAACGGCACCAUCAAUUCUCAAGUGCGCCUCGCAUACGCGGGGAAUACGGGCAUGAUGGUCUCAUGGAAUACUUUCGUGAAAGUUGCGAAACCAAGAGUGUAUUACGGCCUCUCGCCAUACCUACUCCUAUUUGUUGCGCAAUCGACGGUCUCGGUAACAUACAACACCUCGCUCACAUACAACAAUCAUGUACCGCUCAAUCAUCUGCUCCCAGACACCGUGUACUACUAUCGUCCAGACCCACUGCUUACGGACGAUUCGACCACGGUGCCAUACUCUUUCCGCACCAGCAGACGCCCCGGAGAUGGGACUCCAUAUUCAGUUGCGGUGACCAUUGAUAUGGGUACGAUGGGUCCAGAUGGAUUGAGUACAACUGCAGGGGCUGGGGUGAGACCCACCAAUGUUCUGGGUCCAAAUGACAACAACACGGUGCAGUCACUGACCGCAGUGGUCGAUUCGUAUGACUUCCUCUGGCAGCCUGGAGAUAUGGCUUAUGCCGACUAUUGGCUCAAAGAAGAGAUCCAAGGAUUCCUUCCUAAUAUUAGUAUCGCGGAAGGCUACAAGGUAUACGAGUCUAUCCUGAAUAACUUCUACGACGAAAUGACGCCUAUCACAACCAAGAAGCCCUACAUGGUUGGACCAGGAAACCACGAAGCAGACUGCCUCGUAGGUACACAAACUGAUACGUCACGGCACAUUACGUAUAAUGAUAGUAUUUGUAUGCCAGGCCAAACCAACUUCACUGGUUUUAUCAAUCAUUUCCGUAUGCCAUCAGCACAAAGUGGAGGGACGGGAAACUUCUGGUACUCGUUUGAUCAUGGAAUGGCGCAUUAUAUCCAGCUCGAUACAGAAACCGAUCUUGGUCAUGGCUUUAUUGGUGUUGACGAGCCGGGUGGAGCCGGGGGCCAACAUUCGGGACCUUUCAGUAAUAUCAUGAAUGCGCAGACGACAUGGCUGAAAAAUGAUUUAGCGGCUGUGGAUCGGCAGAAGACGCCAUGGGUGAUCGUUUCGGGGCAUAGACCUUGGUAUCUAUCCUAUGCCAACGUGUCGAAGACAAUCUGCUGGCCUUGCAAAGAUGUCUUCGAACCGUUGCUGCUGGAAUAUGGUGUCGAUCUUUACAUCUCGGGACACGCGCAUGUGUAUCAGCGAUCGGCUCCGCUUGAUAAUGGGGUUAUUGACCCGAAUGAGUUGAACAACCCAAGCGCUCCAUGGUACAUAACCAAUGGCGCAGCAGGCCAUUACGAUGGUCUUGACUUCCUCGCAAGUCCCGCACAACCCUAUCAGCGCUUUGGUCUCGAUACAAAUGAUGGCAUCUACGGAUGGUCCAGGCUUACAUUCCACAACUGCACACACUUGACACACGAUUUUGUGGCGUCAAAGAAUGGGACGGUUUUGGACAGAGCUACAUUUCUUGAUUGUGACUCUCUUGGGGAUGAGCUACCCAAAAGAGAAACCCGUUGUCUGGCAUCAUUUCUCAUUGCAUUAUCUCCCUCUGAUGCCGUAAAAGGAUCACCUGGUUGCAAGAAGAAAGAUCCGAGAAGCUCUACCGAGAGUGCUGGUACUAUUGGAGCAGCUGAGGUGUAA